Paramacrobiotus metropolitanus is the source of this 1318-nucleotide messenger RNA. RefSeq lists its product as uncharacterized. Bases 191 to 1102 code for a protein of 303 amino acids. The transcript has 4 exons. NCBI's taxonomy places the organism in Eukaryota, Metazoa, Tardigrada, Eutardigrada, Parachela, Macrobiotidae. The record is from RefSeq and is a predicted model, not a curated record.
UUGCGCAAUAAGUACUCUGCAAAUCAGUUUUUUCCACUAAACAGAGUCUCCAAUGCCAAACCAGGUUUAAAACAUGAAAAAUUAUUUGUCAGAACAAAUCAACAACGGCUGAACCUUUCGGUGUUUGUUUGUAAGCAUUCUCGACCGAUAAAACGGUUUUUACUAGCGCUGCUGAAAUUAACGGUAGAGAAUGAAAUCAUCGUUAUCAUUUAUAAUCGCCGCCUCUCUUGUUAUAAUUUUGAUUUUUGCCGAUUUCAACAACGGCAGUAGCCAGCACCACUGGAAGAAAAGAAAGAAGAUGAAGAAACACUUUUGUAACUCUGGAUCCGGUCACCACUCUUCCUACCAUCGGGUGCCGGCACCCUGCACAGCCAAUGCCAAUCCGCAGCUGCCCAGCUCCGUCGAGCCAAUGCCCAUCGAUCCAUAUCGUAUGUUGGGCAGAUGGUAUCAGUACUUGGUGUACUUCCCUAACGGCAGCGUCAACGCACUGGGCUACAAUUUCGUCAUCUAUUUUAACAACCUUGGCAACGAGACCCUUGUCCCGGGCACCGAUAUCCCGGCGCUCCUCGUGGAGGAUUACGAAAGCGCCAUCGACUCCACUACACAAUUAUGCAGCAGCGGUUAUGACGGUUUAGCGUAUCUGGCUUCGGACGGUACGAUUCGUACGACUUCGUUCGGCAAUUAUAACUCGGAUCCUUCGCAAUACAGUUUAGGGAUUUUCUCGAAUGUGGUAGCAUCAACGGAUUACGAUUCUUACGCGUUUCUCUACGAGUGUGACCGCGUCAGCAACAGCAGUCGCAGUGUAUGUGAAGAACCGUACCUGUACGUUAUGACGCGGGAUCGGCCGGAUAUGGUGACCUCCACGGUGAUAACGCGCAUGUCGAAGGAGAUCGAUCGCAUCCUGGGAAAGUACUGCUUCGACUCCUCGUACAUGAUGACACGCAAAUGGUUCCCGGCGUUGGGCGAAUGUCCAAACUACCAGCCUACCUUUGACUGUUACACGAAGCAAUAUAACGCCGCAAAAUUUCUGGCUGGUACCGGACCCAGCAAUGGACGCAUGACACCGCGUCCACGUCCCUUCCGAUUCUCAUUUUUUGGUUAAUGCUCAUAUACAUAUCUAACAACUUGUGGAAAAUCAAAUAGUCCAAGUUAUAUUUGGAUACUGAGACAUUUAAAACACUAGUAUUUCCCACGACAAGUGAAGUGAGGAGCAGCAGAAAUCUGUACUGUAUAGGUUAUACUGUAUGCAAAUGUUUAUCUUCCGACUCUUCGAAAGAUAAAUUCACGACAAAUGUCCUGGAUAGUUGUUUAAAAAUAA